AUAAACUUUGAGCGGACGAGGGGAGAGAAAGUCUCUCUGUCUUUGCCUUGAGGGGGGCUCUUGGGUGGUCGCGGAACUAGGCACUGUGCGCUGGCAAAGGGAAGCGGAGGUCUCUAAAAGAAAAUGAAUUUGGCUGAGAUUUGUGACAAUGCAAAGAAAGGAAGAGAAUAUGCACUUCUUGGAAAUUAUGACUCAUCAAUGGUGUACUACCAGGGGGUGAUACAGCAGAUUCAGAGACAUUGCCAGUCAGUCAGAGACCCGGCUAUCAAAGGCAAAUGGCAACAGGUUCGGCAGGAAUUAUUGGAAGAAUAUGAACAAGUAAAAAGUAUUGUCAGCACUUUAGAAAGUUUUAAAAUCGACAGGCCCCCAGAUUUCCCUGUGUCUUGUCAAGAUGAACCAUUUAGAGAUCCUGCUGUUUGGCCGCCACCUGUUCCUGCAGAACACAGAGCUUCACCUCAAAUCAGGCGUCCCAAUCGAGAAGUAAGACCUCUGAGGAAAGAAACGGCAGGAGUAGGAGCCCGGGGACCUGUAGGCCGAGCACAUCCUAUAUCAAAGAGUGAAAAACCUUCUACAAGUAGGGACAAGGAUAAUAGAGCAAGAGGGAGAGAUGACAAGGGAAGGAAAAAUAUGCAAGAUGGUGCAAGUGAUGGUGAAAUUCCAAAAUUUGAUGGUGCUGGAUAUGAUAAGGAUCUGGUGGAAGCUCUUGAGAGAGACAUUGUCUCCAGGAAUCCUAGCAUUCAUUGGGAUGACAUAGCAGAUCUGGAAGAAGCAAAGAAGUUGCUAAGGGAAGCUGUAGUUCUUCCAAUGUGGAUGCCUGACUUUUUCAAAGGGAUUAGAAGGCCAUGGAAGGGUGUGCUGAUGGUUGGACCUCCAGGCACUGGUAAGACCAUGCUCGCUAAAGCUGUUGCCACUGAGUGCGGCACAACGUUCUUCAACGUUUCCUCCUCUACGCUGACAUCUAAGUAUAGAGGUGAAUCUGAGAAAUUAGUUCGUCUGUUGUUUGAAAUGGCUAGAUUUUAUGCCCCUACCACGAUCUUCAUUGACGAGAUAGACUCUAUCUGCAGUCGAAGAGGAACCUCUGAUGAACAUGAAGCAAGUCGCAGAGUCAAGUCUGAACUACUCAUUCAGAUGGAUGGAGUUGGAGGAGCUUUAGAAAAUGAUGAUCCUUCCAAAAUGGUUAUGGUGUUGGCUGCUACUAAUUUCCCGUGGGACAUUGAUGAAGCUUUACGAAGGAGAUUAGAAAAAAGGAUAUAUAUACCUCUCCCAACAGCAAAAGGAAGAGCUGAGCUUCUGAAGAUCAAUCUUCGCGAGGUUGAAUUAGACCCUGAUAUUCAACUGGAAGAUAUAGCAGAGAAGAUUGAGGGCUAUUCUGGUGCUGACAUAACUAAUGUUUGCAGGGAUGCCUCUCUCAUGGCAAUGAGACGGCGUAUCAAUGGCUUAGGUCCAGAAGAGAUCCGUGCACUUUCUAAAGAGGAACUUCAGAUGCCUGUUACCAAAGGAGACUUUGAACUGGCUCUUAAGAAAAUUGCUAAGUCUGUCUCUGCUGCAGACUUGGAGAAGUAUGAAAAAUGGAUGGUCGAAUUUGGAUCUGCUUGAAUUUCUGUCAGCUCUUUCAUUUCUGGUAUUUUUGUUUAUAAAAUGUGAAGAAAUUCAUGCAAUUUUUUUAAAAACAGGUUUGGAAUUUUUCAUUGGAGAGAUUUGCACUGAAAGGAAAAAAAUAUAAAACCACAAAGAAUACAAAAUAUAGUUGAGAAAUAAGAAAAGCUUAUCCUGAUAGUCUCUGUCCCCAGGCUUUGUGCUGGUAUUCCACAUAUUCAUGCAUAAAUAUUGCACACCCAAACCAGUAUGUCAGGAAAGCUGAAGAAAGUGAGCAGUGUGCUAUUUUAGGAACUUGUAAACAAAAGAUUUAGAAGGUCCUCUUAUUUCUCACUUGUGUUUGUCUUUUUUUUUUUUUUUUUUUAAUUCUUUGCUUUGUGCACAUGAGGGACCUACAUAUAUUGGCUUUUAACAUCAAAACUGGGUUUGUCAAAUUUAUUUGUUGUUAAGAGAAGAAUGAUAGUAAAUUUUGGAGGAAAUAAUGAAUUUGUUAGUUAAACCUUUAGAAUUCAAUUAUUACUUACGGUUAGAGUCUGUCAUAUAGUUAGAAUUUUUACUUCUUCCUCCCCUGACCGUUUCUUCUGUUAGGUAUUUAAUCAUUUCUGGGGCUUUGUCAAGGAAUAUCCUCAUACUCUGUGGUUUUUGAAUCAUUUUUCCAGGUUAUUUCUCUGGUUCUUUAGUAUUUUGGGGGGGUGCUUCUUAUAUCUCAUAUUGGAAAGUUGGGAAGAAAUACCGAUUGCAUUAGAUGAACUUCUUCAUUCUAGACUUCUAAGUUUGUUUUUACUUUUCUUGUCUUUCAGUAUGUUCAAACAGAUACAGCCGUUAUUUUUCUCAGCACCGACAUUGUAUGAUUUUCAUUGAAUUUGACUUUAUUAUUUGAGAUAAAUACUUUGGCAUUCUAAACAAGUUCACUCUUUUGUGGCAAAUGCAAGACAAACAAAAAUCUUUAUAGUUUUCUAGACAGUUUGUUUAACAGAACAGCACCAUACAUAAUGAACGAUGUUCAUUUGAAAAUUUGAAAAUUUUUCCUUGUCUCAAUUGAGAACUUGUACACACAAUAAGUCUAGGAUAACCAUCUGGCAUGCUCACUCAGUUCAGCAGGAAUUAGACAAUAGAAAGAAGCCACAAAAAGUGAAUGGCACAAAUUCAAUCUCAGGUAGAGUAUUCUGGUGUUAGUUUUUUAUAAUUAUAUUUAUCCUAUUUUAGUUAUUAGGCAAUCUAUGCUUUAA
Messenger RNA from Cynocephalus volans (Philippine flying lemur), 2825 nucleotides. It is a transcript of the gene KATNAL1, whose product is annotated as katanin catalytic subunit A1 like 1. Lineage: Eukaryota; Metazoa; Chordata; Mammalia; Dermoptera; Cynocephalidae. Gene Ontology annotation, biological process: microtubule severing. Bases 124 to 1596 code for a protein of 490 amino acids. The transcript has 11 exons. Gene Ontology annotation, cellular component: microtubule cytoskeleton; microtubule. Gene Ontology annotation, molecular function: microtubule binding; ATP binding; ATP hydrolysis activity. The record is from RefSeq and is a predicted model, not a curated record.